GUGGGCGAGGCGUCGCAGCAAAAAAUAAAAACACUCCCCAGCUGCGGAGGAGACGAGACGAGAACGAGAAUUCUCUUAGAUCUCCGUUGUCCGUUCGCGAUGAAAGCAGCGGACAAAAACGUUUUAUCCUGGAGACUGUGACUGCAUAAUUUGCCAGAGACGUGAUUCUUCGAGAAGAGGAAAAUGCCGUGGUGGUGAAAAAACCCAAUGGGCUCUUUGCUCGAUGAGUUGUUCUGCGCCAUUCAACAUGGCAAUGUCUCACAAGUUGUGGAGCUGCGGAAAAAGGGAAUCAACAUCAAUCAGAUCGGAAAGGCCGGAUUCACCCCGCUCGGCGCCGCUGUCCAAAAUGAGAAGGUAUCUGUGAUCAAGGCGUUGUUGUCGAUGAAAAGCGAGAGCAGGUCCAAAAACCUUGGGUACUAUGUCUACAAAUAUGACGUCAAUGAAAACAACCCCGCCUCGUCGUCUUCCGGGAGCUCAUCCAACAUCCACCAGGCCGAAGAUGAAAUCGUGCUCACGCCGGACGGUAUGGAGAGUCUCGAGUGGGACAAAGAGCUGCUCGAAGAAGGCGCCGCCGAGAACAACGAGGAACCGGAGCAGGAGGACUCGUGGGCCUCUCUGUACAGGUGGUACGCUAGCGUCCUGGAGAGGACAGGGCACGUCCUGCCUCAGGAGCCAGUUUUGGAGAACAUCGACGUCAACGCCACGGAUGUCUACUGCAGGACAGCGUUGCACUACGCUGCAGAAUUGGGCAACGAAGAGAUCAUCAGUGAACUCCUGAAUGCAGGUUGCAAAGCCAACGUAGGCGACAGCAGCGACGUGAAGCCUCUGAUGCUGGCCUCAGCGAGGGGCCACAUCGGAGCGACUGCCCUUCUGCUGGCCAGAGGCGCCCACCCAGAAGCCAAAGGCCCAGACAAGAGCAGUGCCUUGCACGCUGCCUGUGCUCGUGGCUUCACAGACGUCGCAGAGGUGCUUUUGAAAGGUGGUGCUAGAAUCGACGCGAUGGACUCCUCAGAUAGAACACCACUCUACUUAGCAGUCUCGAGAGGCUACGAAAUUACUGUGCAGAUGCUGAUUCGAAGAGGCGCAAGGAUUAAUCUUGAAGAAAUACACGGCUACAACGCCCUGUGUGAAGCGGUUUGGCAGAAAAAACCUCGUCUGGUGCGAAUUCUCUUGGAGGCUGGUGCCAAAAUCACACACUCCCACAGGCUGCUACAUCACUGUGUUCUCCUUCGACAGCUUGAGAUUGUUAGCCUUCUGCUUCAAGCUGGCGCUUUGGCCAACCUGAGGGACGAUUCUGGUGACACCCCCCUUUUGCUUGCAGUCAGAACUGGCCAGGUGGAAAUGGUCAACUUGCUUUUGAAUAAUGGUGCUUUGGUGAACUGCUCGAAUUCAGUUACUGGCCACUCUGUUUUGCACGAGGCGGUCAGUCACGACUUCGCCACCUUCUUGCGACUGCUUGAAUGUCUGCUCGCCCACGGAGUCAAUCUCGACUCUGAAGCUCUGACCACCGGUGACUCAGCACUGUGCCGCGCCCUGCUGCUGGGCCGGAGCCAGGCGGCCGCCGCACUGGUGCGUCGAGGGGCCAACACAAACCUCCGCGUGCCCAUCGCCGGGGACACCAUCGAGUGGGCCUUCCGCAAAACGGGCAGGCCCAGUCUGAUUCGGACGCUGGUGCUGGCUGGUUGGCACACAAGAAUUUCUGUUUCGACCGUGCGAAACUGUCCGGACGCGGCGCUGGGAAGCUGGCUGAAGGACGUGUCGACGAACCCCCUCUCAUUGUGCGAAAUCGCAAGACUGAACAUCAGAAGGAUCCUGGGCCGCAGGGUGUACCACGCUGUUGACCACUUCUGCCUGCCGAAGAUGCUCAAGCGGUACCUCAAGAUGCAGGAUAUCUGUGAUUCUGACCAGGAGGACGACUCUUGGUAGCGAAACGUGUGUUGUGCUUUUUUUUCUUCAUUAUUUCCGAGUGAGCUGCGGCUUUAUGUGAUUUGUCAGGAGAGUCCAUUUUCACUAUGCAUCGGAUCGCGCGUGCUAAAUAAUUGAAAGUUCAUUGGUUCAAAUUAUUCACAAAUAUUCAAAGUGUUCCUCGCAAUAAUAAUUUAUUUCCACACUAAAAGCGCACUUAUCAGUCAUUUUAAGCGCAUCCUAGCAUGAUGUUUAUAGUUCUUUUCUCCAUGAUUGUAAUUAUUAUACUGCACUAAAAGUGCACUUUCUGAAUUGAAAUUAUUCAAUCUCUGUUAACCAUAACACCGUGUACAAGCAUAACGUUUUCCUUCAACACUUAUGUAACAAAGGUUGGUGAAAAUGUAUUUAAAUCAAUAUACACUUCAAAUGUUGAGAAAUUUUAAAGUACCCCUAGCUUUUGGCUCUUCAUAGUUUUGGACCAAUAUCUUGUAUGCUUUUGAAAACAAUUAAUAAAAGUAUUUACAAGAAUUCGCCAACAA
Messenger RNA from Cloeon dipterum, 2444 nucleotides. RefSeq names its product ankyrin repeat domain-containing protein 17-like. Gene Ontology annotation, molecular function: transcription cis-regulatory region binding; protein binding. Gene Ontology annotation, biological process: intracellular signal transduction; positive regulation of transcription by RNA polymerase II. The record is from RefSeq and is a predicted model, not a curated record. Lineage: Eukaryota; Metazoa; Arthropoda; Insecta; Ephemeroptera; Baetidae. The transcript has 5 exons. Gene Ontology annotation, cellular component: nucleus. The coding region runs from base 208 to 1926 and encodes 572 amino acids.